AUGAUGGGGUUGUGCUUAAAAUGAACUUAUUAAACCUACAGGGACUUGUCUGGUAAAUAUUCAAUGGACAUUGGAAUACAUUCGAUUGAUUUGAUAGAAAAAUAUUACUCCGGAAAAUAUAUAUAUUUAAAACGGUAGGAAGGCAACAAGCUUAAUUUUAAUUCACCAAAAUGACCAGGCUGAAAUAGACGAUUAAUUAAUCAAAAGCUGAAUUUUUAUUGUCACAUUAAUGCAAAAACAGAAUUAAUGAUUCAGUAUGUCCUUAUAAUCGGGAGGAUCUGUAACCUACUGGAACUAUUCCGAACCUUUCCUUAUGAGAAGUUAAGACCAAAAGUACACUUCUACCAAGUUGUCGAUUAAUUGAUCCGCCAAUUAAAACGUCAUGGAGUAAUUACAGAACGACGUCUCCAGAUAACGCGGAGUUCAUAGUUCAGGAACGUCAGGAGAGCAGGCUGGGUCCUCCAGUCCCCCGUCCCGGGUUUUAAUCCCGGGUCCACACUGUAGAGGAUCAGUCCUAGGGGCUUCACCUUCCAUCGCUCCAUCCCUCUGGAUUUGGUGACAGACCUAAAAGCCUUUUGUUGCAAUCUUAGCCAAUGGAGACGGAUGACGACACCGGGCAGUGCAGAUAUAUAAAGCGCCCUUAUUGACCGCACUUGCACAUUUCUCACUUCUGAACACUCACACCUCCGUGGACUCACUGGUGUUGAACCGGGAACCACAACAACCAAUACAUGUGCGCGGGGUACAGGUCCACGAGGAACACUUAUCUCCCACUUUCCCUCUGAACUGCCUUGACGCGCUGAAGGCUGAAACGCACUUUUCUUUUCGUGUUCAUUUGUCGCCGAAAGCGCCGCGCAGUCCGGGCAGGGCGACCGGCUGGGACCAGCUCCUCAUCCUCCUCCUCCUCCUCCUCCUCCACCACCUCCUCCUCCUCCCCGAAUGCUCGUCUUGACGCCGGUCUAGCGGAGACCCAGAAGGCUCGCGAGGACAGCACGACACCCCCGCCGCGUAAAGUUGCAUCGCGGGCACCGAGCGGUUCGUCAUGCCGAGCUCCUCCACCCUCCUCCUGUGCCUGACGGUGCUGCUCUCCCCGGGACUGUCCGGCAGCGACCCGCCCCACCUUCCGUUGUUGCCGGCCGGCGAGGCACCCACGGACCCCGGGCUGUCACUGCUGGACGAGGACGCGGGCUCCCACGAGUGUUCCGCGUGCGUGUGGCGGGAACAAAGCAAAGUGUUGCGGCUGGAGACCAUCAAGUCGCAGAUCCUCAGCAAGCUGCGGCUGAAGCACGCGCCCAACAUCAGCCGCGAGGUGGUGAACCAGCUGCUGCCCAAGGCGCCGCCGCUUCAGCAGCUGCUGGACCACCACGACUUCCAGGGCGACGCGUCGUCCCAGGACGAGUUCAUGGAGGAGGACGAGUACCACGCCACCACGGAGUCCGUCAUCACCAUGGCCUCGGAGCCUGAGCCGCUGGUCCAGAUCGACGGGAAGCCCAGCUGCUGCUUCUUCAAGUUCAGCCCCAAGCUGAUGUUCACCAAGGUGCUGAAGGCCCAGCUGUGGGUGUACCUGCGGCCACUGCAGCAGACCUCCACCGUGUACCUGCAGAUCCUGCGGCUCAAGCCCGUCACAGGGGCUGGGGGGGGGGGGGGGGGGGGGGGGGGGGCCCGGCACAUCCGCAUCCGCUCGCAGAAGAUCGAGCUCAACUCCCGCGUGGGCCACUGGAAGAGCAUCGACUUCAAGCACGUCCUGCAGAACUGGUUCAAGCAGCCGCACACCAACUGGGGGAUCGACAUCAACGCCUUCGACGAGAGCGGACACGACCUGGCCGUCACCUCGCUGAGGCCCGGGGAGGAGGGACUGCAGCCGUUCCUGGAGGUGAAGGUUCUGGAGACGAACAAGCGCUCCCGGAGGAACCUGGGUCUGGACUGCGACGAGCACUCCACCGAGUCCAGGUGCUGCCGCUACCCGCUGACGGUGGACUUCGAGGCCUUCGGCUGGGACUGGAUCAUCGCCCCCAAGCGCUACAAGGCCAACUACUGCUCGGGCCAGUGCGAGUACAUGUUCAUGCAGAAGUACCCGCACACCCACCUGGUGCAGCACGCCAACCCGCGGGGCUCGGCCGGGCCCUGCUGCACCCCCACCAAGAUGUCCCCCAUCAACAUGCUGUACUUCAACGACAAGCAGCAGAUCAUCCACGGCAAGAUCCCCGGCAUGGUGGUGGACCGCUGCGGCUGCUCCUAGGCUCUCCACGGGGGGCCAUCAGGAGGGAGACACACACAUGUACCGCCACCAUCGCAUCAUACCACGCAGAAACACCCUUUGGAAGCUCUCCCCAGCCCCCACCCUCCUCCCGCCACACGUCUCCGCUCUUUGAUUCUGACGCAGAGAGAGAAACAUCCUGCUGGACUUUUCCAUGUUUUUUUUUCUUGCCAGUCGAUGAGUUUAUUUUUACGUGAAAAGUAUUUAAAAAAGUUUAAGAUGAGAUGUAAAGCAUCAAGAGACUGAAAUAGGAGUGCAUAAUGAAUUACAACGGGAGUGGGAUUGUGAAGCCGCUUCAGAAAAUGGUAAACAAGACGAAACUAUGUUAUAUAUGUCAGCUUUGGUGUUGUAUUCAUCAAGAUAUUUGAAACAACGUCAUAUUUGUGUGAUAUCCAGGACAGUGGAUCGACACAGAAAGAUGCAAAACAACUUUUGCAGUAAAUUAGUUUUGGUAAAUUAGUAUUUUAAAUUUUGGAAAGGUUUCAUCAAAUUAAUAGAUGUGGAAUUCAAACCACUAAAGUGUUACAAAAAAAGGUGGCAAGUCUUAUUCAAAGUGCCCCCUUCCGCAAAAGCUCAGCCCUCGAGGAAACCUUAGUCGAGCUGAAGAAGAAGGCAAUCUGAACGAAUCCCAAAUGUCUUUUUGUUACCUUUUGCUUGUUUGUCUUGUUUAGAGAAGAGAGUUUUAAAGAUAAGAACAAACCAAACCUUCGCCCUCUAUUUAUGCGUCCAUCCCCAGGGGGCCAUUCUCCACCUCCACUGAGCAGUCACUUUCAUCUCCUUCAUUUGCCGUCUCGUACCACAGAGAGACCAGAGACAAGAGACAACCAUCGUACGCUGCUCUACUCCAUCAUUACAAGCGAGCAAGUUUCAGAAAAAAAACACAAAAAAACCUCUCUCCAGACACUCGACAAUUGCACGGACCGCUGCGCAAAAAAAACGUGAAGGUCGGAUCCAACGUCCACACGUUCUCACGAGUUCUGACGUGAGAACUGGAGAGUUUCCGCAGACGAACUCUGCGAGUCUUGGGGUCUCUUUCCCCCCGGAGAGGAAGGGCCAUUGUUUGGCUCCCAGCGUGAAGCGCUCCUACAAUACCAGCGGCUCCCAGCGCCCGGGGCCCACCCCUCGGUCCGCACAGAGAGCCUGGAAGCCUCCGUACGCGCCUCAGAGCCCGAGGUGUCCUGCUGGAGCUCAGAGGAACGGGGCACGGGUUGUGUUCGAUUAUGGAAGGGCUGGUCGUACGCCUAGGCUGGUUUUGAAACUCGUUACCAAUGUUACACACAUUUGCCUUCAUCCACACUUCACCACAGACGUCAGGUGUCAGAAUCAGCGCAUUUGCAUCAACAUGAUUUCAAUGAUUUCAGUAGCUCAGAAGUGCUGAUCCAAAGGGCACAAUGCUCUUCGAUACAUACGUUCACACAAUACAAUACUUACUCAAUACAAUAUAACUUUAACUCAGUACAAUACAAUACUUUAACUGAGUACAAUACAAUACUUUAACUCAGUAUACAAUACAAUACUUUAACUCAAUGCAAUGAAAUACUUUAGCUCAGUACAAUACAAUACUUUAACUCAAUACAUUACAAUACUUUAACUCAAUACAAUACUUUAACUCAGUACAAUACAAUACUUUACUCAAUACAAUACAAUACAAUACUUUUAUUCAAUACAAUAACAAUAGAUUCUACAAUUUACAGCUACUAACAUGUUUAAAGGUUUCAACGACCGUGAAUCUAGCGUGUAUCUAUAACCGUUCUGUCACAGCAAUCCAUCUGUUGCUCUAUGGCCUCUCAUCCUAGACUCGCGUUAGAAGAUAAAAUCACUGGUAGAAUCGGAUGAACAAUAACAUUUCAAAUCCUGUCACUGUGGAACUGUACAUUGGAACAAAAAAAAGAGAUGCUCAUGGUUUAAAUACAUCACUAUAUAGAUUGUGUAGAACAACGUCACCAGUUGCAAAGCGAAAGGAAGAGAACAGAAACAAAAAAAGCAGAUGUUUCGGAAAACAUCUGGGCCUGCCCUGCUCCCCAAAGCCGUCCUGAGCUGUAUGUUCCACAGAGAGAACCCGCGGAAGAGCCGGCGGAGACUAGCUCCACGGAACGGCCGAUCGCGUCACCUGGAUAUCACAGCGAGAUAUUCCUUUGUUGAAAACGAAAGCACUAUACUGUUGGAUAAAGGAAGAGCCUUCUGACGUUAUAUAUAAAUGAUAUAUGUAUAUAUUUAAAAAAGAAGAAAAAGAAGAGGUACAACCACCUUUUUUUGGGGGGGUCCUCUACCUUACCAACAAUAAAUUUUGCACUAUGGGGACGUUUGACGACGGAAGGGGCGGUGUGUGUGUGUGUGUGUGUGUGUGGCCGAGCACAAGAGAGCUCGUAGUCUGGGAGGAAGACCUCUGAAGGCUUUCGGGGAGGAGGAACCACGAGGAGAACCACCUCAAACCACCACGCCGCCCCGACUUGCG
This is a messenger RNA of Gadus chalcogrammus (walleye pollock), 4712 nucleotides long. RefSeq names its product growth differentiation factor 11 (gene gdf11). Bases 1043 to 2239 code for a protein of 398 amino acids. Gene Ontology annotation, biological process: SMAD protein signal transduction. The record is from RefSeq and is a predicted model, not a curated record. Gene Ontology annotation, molecular function: cytokine activity; growth factor activity. The transcript is spliced from 5 exons. NCBI's taxonomy places the organism in Eukaryota, Metazoa, Chordata, Actinopteri, Gadiformes, Gadidae. Gene Ontology annotation, cellular component: extracellular region.